CGCCGCGCAUCCAUUUGGUUUGCCGCGGUCGUUCCCGUCUUCGGGCCAUGACAACUCCGGAGCGAUGUCCGUUGCGGGUGUUCUUGCGUCGGAUCCCGUUCAUCAAACAGAAGAUACACGUUCGCCGAUCGAAGCAGUGCAGCCGACAUCAUGCACUCCGGUUUCCACCAACCGUGCACGCGAUGUUCUUUCCCCGUCUAAUGAUAGCGAGGCUGGGAUGAGUUUCUCGCCUCGGUCGCCCCGUUCGAGGUCCAGUACACCUCGUGAAGGCAAGCCUCGUUGGGUGCGAUGCAGACUCGAUCAGCAAAAUCGCAAGAGUGAGAUUGCGAAGGCGAUGGGGAAGAAGUUGUCGACUCGCACUCACGGCUCCAAAGAUAAGAAGAAAAAUCAUUGUUCGUACGAGGACAUGUUCGAUCAGCUCCUGGAGUGGAGUUCCGUUCACAUUGAUGAACUGAUGUCAAAGUACGGCCCCGACGAGCAAUCAUCUGGCCAUGGGAGUUCAUGCGGACAAGGAUCGGAUGCAACGACGACACCGAAGUCGCGAGGUGGCAGCCCUUGCAGUGACGCUUUGAAAUGGCGCGACGGUAAGCCGGGAUAUCCGGAUAAUGGUCCGAUGUUUGAAAGAUUGACCGUGAGGAACCAAAUGGCCAUGUGGGAUACUAAGGCAAGAUCUGAUGUCGUUUUUAUUGAGCCAGUGAAGCUUCUACAGAUUCUCGGGAUGUUCGAGCAAACGUGUCCUCAGCACGGGAAAGACGUGGAGGAGACGAUCAAGAAGAUCUAUUAUCCAUGUCACAUUUGCAAGUUGCAAUUCGAGUCGAACGAUCCGGUCGUCGUUUUGGUGGACGGGCGUUACGAUUCAUCUCGUGACGCUCAGCAUUGUACGGUAAAGGCGAUGGAUUUGAAGUCAGGAAUGAUCGUGGGGACGGAGACCAUGCUCCGGGGGAACGAGUCGUCGUGGAAGCUGGAGACACAGUGUGUGGGAAAACUGCUUCAUCGGUUGAAGGACGAGAAGAACCUCAUAAUCGCAAAGGUUGUGCAUGAUGAUUGUGGCGCGGUUGACGUCAUAUUGCGGCGAAUGAAUAUUGACUCACAAAAGUGUAUGUGGCAUAAGGCGAAGACUUUGGUCAAACGCUUGCGAGAGGCUGUGCGCGGCACGAAGACUGUCAAACCAGUUGUGGUCGGGGCUUGCGAGCAUGUGCGCGAGGUGAAGUGUUUCACAAAGAAGGAGCUCGAACUUUUGCUCGAAACGAAAUGUGUACAUGUGCCAGGGGUGUCCACGAAAAAAAAGGAUGAACUCGUUGAGAUUGUUUGGGGUGUGCUCUUCCCCAAUGAAGCAGGGAAAGCGUUGCCAGAUGAUGUCGUUGAGAUUGACGCGUUGCAAACACUGCAUUGCAAUGCGGCGGAGGAGGCGAAGGAGUGGUUGUACGGCGCUUGCAGGGUGCGCGAGCGAGCAAAGGAUGACGAUGGCGAUGUGUUGGCCACUCAUGUGCAACACCUCGCCAAUCAUUGGGUCGGGGAUCAUUCCCGUUGCGAUAAGGAGUUGUCCAACCUGUGCAAAGCGGCCGGGGGUCCGGACAGAGAGCCAUUGUACGAGGCGGGGGCACGUGUUCAUUUGGCCAUCGUGCUCUGUCUUGAACAGUUCGCUUCGAAUACGAAGAUGGCGUACUACACACGUGUGAGGAUGACCUUCAACAACGAGUGCUUCCACUCCGUGAUCAACAACCCUCGGGUCGGAGACUGGGCACGUAACAUGUUGCAGCAAUCGGACGUCGACGAUCCAGUUAUUGAGCAUUAUGAUGAGGAAGCCGAUUAUGGACUCCCUGAUGCCGUUGAGAGUGCGGUGGAGGGUGUUGUGGCCGAAGGUGGCAAUGUUUUCGUAGAGGCGGGAAGCGAAAGUGCUUCAGAUGACGAAAAGUCGUCUUCCGACUCUGACAACGAUGGUGCCGCUCACCGCCUCGACUUCGACGGCGCCGUGCUUUCGCAGGAGGUGUCCGUUGCACAGGAGUGAUAGUGUCACGUACUACAUCGAUGCCCAUUGUCGUCGUCAUAAUCAUGAGAAUGUUAUGUCCUCAAUUUGAACUGGUUGUAAUUUUGAACU
This is a messenger RNA of Chara braunii, 2098 nucleotides long. NCBI's taxonomy places the organism in Eukaryota, Viridiplantae, Streptophyta, Charophyceae, Charales, Characeae. The record is from the annotation of a GenBank genome assembly.